AUGUUUUUUACGGUUUGUGUCAUUUUCUUUGGUUGCAGAAGCCCUUCGAAUGGAAUGGAAGCCGAUGAAACCAAGGUGAGGGUGCCCUCGGUGCUGUGGAUACCCCUGCUGAUAUGCGGCGCCUUCCUCUUCUUCGUAGACGUCUUCCAAAUAAACUACGACUCCCUGGUGUCCACCAGGGAACCCAUCAGGGACCUCUUCCCCGAGAAGAAGUUCCUCGCCGGUUUCGCCAUCAACACCCCGGGUUGCAGGAUACCGUACAUGGACCCCUUCGACGAACACAUCAGGAAGUUCAUAGAAGAACCCAAAGUGCCAAAGUGUAACAAGGGCAUACCUGCCUUGUACCAGUCAAACCUAACCUCGAUAUACCUGGUGAACUCUUCGCUAGUAUUCUACAACAUCACCGACCGCAGCGAGCUGAGGUGUUGCUAUAGCGCGUUUUGGAGGCAGGAACCCAAACGCAACCAGAACGACGACAGAGUGAAAUAUAGUAAGGAGUGUGUUAUCGUGAGUGAAAGUGUUAACAUCAGUGAGGAGUUUAUCAGAGUCCUGUGCACGUACGACAACAACACCGUCUACAAGGACAUGUUUUCCUUCGUUCCACUAAAAAAUGCCACCGCUGCUUCCAUGGCUGACCCGAAACCACUCAACGUGCUCGUGGUGGGCUUAGAUGCAGUAUCCAGGCUCAACCUCCACAGGCAAAUGCCCAAGACCCUCAUAUACCUCAAGCAACUUCAAGUAGUGGAACUGCUAGGUUACAAUAAGGUGGCCGACAAUACUUUUCCUAACCUCAUCCCGGUGCUGGUGGGGAUGACAGAGGGGGAACUAAGGAACAGCUGCUGGACCUCCAACAAGGACCAUUUCGACAAGUGUCCUUUCAUUUGGAACGAUUACAAGGCCAAAGGGUACACCACGGUGUACGGAGAGGAUUCCUCGUGGAUGGGACUGUUUAAUUACCAGAGGAAAGGCUUCACGAAGCAACCUACGGAUUACGGUUAUAACUUCUUCAGUAGGAUCACGGAGAAGGAGAUUGGGAACGAGCACAGCAUGAACGUGGAUCAAUGCGAAGGUGCCAGGAUGGUCUACAAAGACCUCUUGAACUACAUAAGUAAGUUCGUCGUGACAAUGGAUACGAACAAGUUGCCUUACUUUGGCUUCUUCUGGGGCGCGAGCUUAUCACACGACUACCUCAACAAGCCCAAGAUGGGGGACGAAGACUAUCGCGACUUCUUCAAGAACCUCUACGAAGAAGGCCACCUCGAACACACGGCUUUGAUCUUCAUGAGCGACCACGGCAUAAGGUGGGGGGAGAUAAGGCAGACCUACCAGGGUAGGAUGGAGGAGAGGUUGCCCUUUGUAAUCAUGUAUCUUCCGAAGUGGUACAAGGAUACAUACCAAAGGGCUUACAUAAACUUGAUGAGAAAUGCGAGGAGUCUCACCACGCCCUUCGACCUUCACGAAACGCUGAAGGACCUCUUGAAUCCCUUCAACUUGACCGAGGAGAACCUGGAGACUAAUCAAACCUCCAGGGGGUACAGUCUGUUCAGGGAGAUCACCCCUAAAAGGACCUGCGAGGACGCGGAAAUAGCCAGCCACUGGUGCACGUGCCAGCAGAGCUUGGAGGUGAAAAACACCUCUGCGAUCGUCGUACAAGCCGCCGCUUUCGCUGUAGAAUAUAUCAAUGAACAACUAGUAGGCUACGCGCAGUGCGCCAACCUUUCCGUGGACGUCAUUUUGAACGCUAGAUUGAUGACGCACCUGGAACACAUCGACGGCAAGAAUAGGAUCGAGGACUAUAUGAUAACGUUGAGGACUUUGCCUGGUGAGGGCAUCUUCGAGGUGACCGUGAGGCACUCCAAGGUAGGGGAUAAGUUUCAGGUGAUGGGAUCCAUCAGUAGGCUGAACCUUUACGGGAAGCAGAGCUCUUGUAUCACUGACUUCCACUUGAAACUGUACUGUUACUGCAAGAGUUUGUUGUACUGAUUUUUUUUUUGAGGUCUUGGUGGUUAGCCAAAAGUUUGUAACCGUACGGGUGUAGUGAAGAUCUGAACCAGACGGUGUAAGUAAGAAGCAGUGGCGGCUCGUGGAGAUUAAAGUAAUUUUGAUCUGGUCUCAAGUAGAGGACUUUCAUGAUAAAAAUAUUUCGAACUAAUUUUGUGAAAUAAAAUAGGAGUGGUGUAAAGUGAUAGAUACAAAUAGGUUUUUGUCGAAAAUACCUCGAUUUUUGCCAAAAUUUAGUCCAGUAAACAAAGACACGUGAAUAUUAGGAAAAAUUUCGUAGAAUUGAACGAAGUU
Anoplophora glabripennis (Asian longhorned beetle) is the source of this 2295-nucleotide messenger RNA. RefSeq lists its product as uncharacterized. Bases 1 to 1983 code for a protein of 660 amino acids. The record is from RefSeq and is a predicted model, not a curated record. The transcript has a single exon. NCBI's taxonomy places the organism in Eukaryota, Metazoa, Arthropoda, Insecta, Coleoptera, Cerambycidae.